Molecule: messenger RNA, 1315 nt
Organism: Penaeus vannamei (Pacific white shrimp)
Lineage: Eukaryota; Metazoa; Arthropoda; Malacostraca; Decapoda; Penaeidae
Source: RefSeq, a predicted model, not a curated record
AUGGAACGCGAGUGGCGCCAGCGGGCCCUGGAGGCGGCGCGCACGAAGGCGGACCGCGACGCCCAGGUGAGCCAGGAGAGGCGCCAGCAGGUGGAGGAGCGCCAGAGGUCCCGGAUGGAGGCGGCGCUGGCGCAGAAGAAGGAGCUGCUCAGGGACAAGGAAGACUACGAGUCAAGAAUCCGAGAUCAGAUCAAGUACCAGGAGGCGGUGCGAGCGAAGGAGGCCGACCAGCUGAAGAGGGAGAAGGAGGAAGAGGCUUUGAGAAUUAAGCAGAAAGAAGCGGCCCUUGUUAGACUGAAGUUGGACACCAUGCAGGAACUCAGGAGUAUGGCUCUUCCUGAGCAGCUUAUCCAAGACCUUGAGAAGAAACUACACAUCUCCAAGAUUGAUCGACAGACUAGAAAUAACAAAAAUAGGACCAAGUAAAUAUAACAUUUCUGUCCCUGGUUAAUUAAUUACUGAAAGAAAGUAGUAGUGUUCAUAUGAGAUAUACUUUGAAUCUUUAGGUCAACCACUUUAUUUCUGCAAGUUGAAUAGAAAAAUUAUCAUGAAUAUUAGGUCAGAAACAAAAAAAAGAUUAGCAUUCGACAUAUGAUCACUCUAAUAGGCUUUUGCAUAAACAAAUUAAGCUGGCAAAAAUGUAGUUACACAGCCAAAAUUAAAUUAUUACUCAUUUGAUAUGGACACAAUACUCUUUAUUUAAUAUGAAUGCUUGAAACUGAAUUCCAAAUAUUUAAAUAAGACAUGCAAAUGUACUUCCAUCACUAAUUUUUGUCAUCACUGCCACAGCUCAGUUCAGUGUUUGUGUCCAAUUAAACCUGACUUCUGAACUACUUAACAGUGUUCUUUUGUUAUCAAUGGUGCUCAUAGACUAAGAAUUAUGCAAUUUAAUGUUAUGUACCCAAUCUCCGUCGCCAAAUGUGUUCCCGAGUAUGACUCUAUCUUAAAUGAUAAAAACUCAUACUUGUGCAUCAGAGUUCUUGCCGUUACACUUACACAGUCUACUUUUUAAAAGCAAUAAAAGUAAGAUUAUUGAUGUAAAAGUAGUGCUGAUUCCACUGCCUUGUUAACCAUAAUCUCCUACAGUUGUAACAUAAUUUAACAUAAUUUAAAGACAAUUGUUUCUCUAACCUCAUUGUAUUGUAUUUGUAUAUUAUUUAAAGUAUGAAAAAUAUAUUUCCUCUGCUGUUGAGGACCUACAAAUGACAUUGUAUGAGGUGCUUUGUUUAAAUCUGGUCACCUUGGAUAGGUGAACUAAUAAAAUUGUGAUACUGUAGAUGCAGCUGUAUGAGACUGUUUGUUACUUUUUGCCUUA